Molecule: messenger RNA, 1849 nt
Organism: Neogale vison (American mink)
Lineage: Eukaryota; Metazoa; Chordata; Mammalia; Carnivora; Mustelidae
Gene: C8B
Product: complement C8 beta chain
Exons: 12
Coding region: 1-1773 (590 amino acids)
Biological process (GO): immune response
Cellular component (GO): membrane attack complex
Molecular function (GO): protein binding
Source: RefSeq, a predicted model, not a curated record
AUGAAGACAUCUGGACCUCAGGCUUGGAGGGCCCUGGCAGAGCUGGUUCUUCUCUGUGCUGCUCUGAGUGCUGUCGGUUUGCCUGGCUCCAGAGGUGAAAGGCCACACUGUCUAGAGUCGAACGCAGUCAACAAGAGCCUUGCCAAGAGCCGACAGACGCGGAGUGUGGGUGUUGUGCCAAUGCCUCUUGAUUGUGAACUCUCUAGCUGGUCCUCCUGGACCACGUGUGAUCCCUGUCAGAAGAAAAGGUACAGACAUGUCUACUUGCUCCAGCCAUCUCAGUUCUAUGGGGAACCGUGUAACUUCUCUGACAAGGAAGUUGAAGACUGUGUUACCAGCAGACCAUGCAGAAGUCAAGUGCGUUGUGAAGGCUUUGUGUGUGCAGAGACAGGGAGGUGUGUAAACCGUAGACUUCUCUGCAAUGGGGACAAUGACUGCGGAGACCAGUCUGAUGAAGCGAACUGUAAGAAGAUUUUAAAAAAAUGUCAGCAUGAAAUGGAGCAGUACUGGGCAAUUGGCCGUCUGGCCAGUGGGAUAAAUCUGUUCACCAACAGAUUUGAAGGCCCGGUCCUAGACCACAGGUAUUACGCCGGUGGAUGCUCCCCCCAUUACAUACUGAACACGAGAUUCAGGAAGCCCUACAAUGUGGAAAGCUACACCCCACAGACCCAAGGCAAAUACGAAUUUGCGCUGACAGAGUAUGAAUCGUACUCAGAUUUUGAAAAAAAUGUCACAGAGACCAAAGAAAGCAAGUUUAGUUUCAGCUUUGGUUUUAAAAUACCUGGAAUAGUUGAACUUGGUAUGAACCUCAAAGAUGAAAAUAACAAACAAUUUAUUAGAAGAAUCAAACGAUUCUCUCACACUAAAAGCUCAUUUCUGCAUGCGCGCUCUGACCUUGAAGUAGCACAUUACAGGCUGAAAGCCAGAAGCCUGAUGCUCCAUUACGAGUUUCUUCAGAGAGUCAAGCUGCUGCCCCUGGAGUAUAGUUACGGGGAGUACAGAGAUCUCUUCCGUGAUUUUGGGACCCACUACAUCACAGAGGCUGUGCUGGGGGGCAUUUACGAAUACACACUCAUCAUGAAAAAGGAGGCCAUGGAGAAAGCAGAUUACUCUCUUAAGGAUGUCCAUGCCUGUGCCCAGAUGGGUUUUAGAGUCGGCGCUGCUCUUGAGGUGGCCUAUGUCAAGCUCGGUGUGUCGAUGGAGCUAUGCCAGGGUAUUCUGAGAGAAAUAGGAGAGAGAAACAAGAGAAACACCAUGGUGGAAGACUUGGUGGUCCUUGUGCGAGGAGGGGCCAGUGAGCACAUCACCACUCUGGCCUACAAGGAGAUCCCGACAGCAGAGCUGAUGCAGGAGUGGGGAGACGCGGUGCAGUACAACCCAGAGGUCAUCAAAAUUAAGACAGAGCCUCUGUAUGAAUUGGUGACGGCCACAGACUUUGCCUUCUCCAGCACAAUAAAGCAGAACAUGAAGCAGGCUCUGGAAGAGUUCCAGAAGGAAGUCAGCCCUUGCCACUGUGCUCCCUGCCAAGGGAAUGGAUUCCCUGUUCUGAAAGAAUCACGCUGUGAGUGCAUCUGUCCUAUCGGAGUCCAUGGCACAGCCUGCGAGGUCACCCAUGAGAAAGAUGUCCCCAUUGAUGGGAGGUGGAAUUGCUGGUCAGACUGGUCUCCAUGUUCUGGAGGACAUAAAACAAGACAAAGGCAGUGCAACAAUCCACCUCCUCAAAAUGGAGGCAACCCCUGUGUGGGCCAUGCUUCAGAAACACUUAAAUGUUAACGAAGAAGUGCUUCUUCCUACCGUGGGCUGCCCCCUGUGAGAGCUCUGAGCCCUUAGGAACUCAGGCCCAGUUACC